Sinocyclocheilus anshuiensis is the source of this 2249-nucleotide messenger RNA. RefSeq names its product carbonic anhydrase 9-like. The record is from RefSeq and is a predicted model, not a curated record. The transcript is spliced from 13 exons. NCBI's taxonomy places the organism in Eukaryota, Metazoa, Chordata, Actinopteri, Cypriniformes, Cyprinidae. Gene Ontology annotation, cellular component: plasma membrane. Gene Ontology annotation, molecular function: carbonate dehydratase activity; zinc ion binding. The coding region runs from base 2 to 1420 and encodes 472 amino acids.
AAUGAGAAACAACACCACGAUACCUGUGGAAAACUCUAGUGCUGCGGAGGUCAGCAUGCUGCUGGAUAUACUCCUCGUCCUUCAUCUCCAGGUGCUAGCCAUAGCAUCUUCAUCCUCCGCUGAGGAAGAUGAGAGCAGUGAGAGGGAUGCCCAACGUAGUAAAGGCUCUUCUCAUCAGAACCACUGGGGUUACCAUGAUCAGGAUGCGUGGUUAUCUGCGUUUGAACACUGUAGUGGAAAAGCUCAGUCUCCAAUCAACAUAGACACUCAUAAGGUUUUCUAUGAGCCCAAUCUGCCUCCCAUUAAACUGGAGGGUUAUGAUCUCGCCGGCUCUCCCGCUCUUACCCUCAUCAACAACGGACACACAUUGCAGCUGAGUCUGCCGAGCAGCAUGCGUAUCAUGAGGGGAUGCGAUCACGUUUACGUCGCAGCCCAGCUUCACUUCCACUGGGGAACUACAGAGGUCCCUGGCUCAGAGCACACCAUAGAUCAUGUCCAUUUCCCUGCUGAGAUCCACGUGGUUCAUUAUAACUCCAGAUAUGCAAAUCUCGCUGAGGCUGCUAGUAAAGCGGAUGGGUUGGCAGUGUUAGGAGGAUUCAUAGGUAUUGGCCUUCAUGACAAUGACAACUAUGAGAAGAUCCUGUCUGCGUUAACAGACAUCAGCAUUGAGGAGUCAGACACUGAGAUUCCUGGUUUUAAUGUGCGCCAUCUACUGCCAGACAGCUUGGACAGGUUUUAUAGGUACAGCGGGUCCCUCACGACCCCUCCGUGCUUUCAGACGGUCAGCUGGACUUUGUUCAACGACUCAAUCAGAGUCUCAAGAAGACAGAUUGGCCUUCAUGACAAUGACAACUAUGAGAAGAUCCUGUCUGCGUUAACAGACAUCAGCAUUGAGGAGUCAGACACUGAGAUUCCUGGUUUUAAUGUGCGCCAUCUACUGCCAGACAGCUUGGACAGGUUUUAUAGGUACAGCGGGUCCCUCACGACCCCUCCGUGCUUUCAGACGGUCAGCUGGACUUUGUUCAACGACUCAAUCAGAGUCUCAAGAAGACAGCUAGCAGCCUUGGAGGACACAUUGAAAACUGAACACAACAAGCUUUUGUCCAAAAACUUCAGAGCGCCACAACUUCUGCAUGGGAGAAAUGUGCUGGCAUCUUUCCACACAGGAUCCACUGCAAGAAUAGCCAGUGAAGCUCCACCAUCUGAAACACAAGACAGCAAUAUAAUGGAAUCUAACGGACACAUUCUGGCGAUUAUCUUUGGGGUUCUGUUUGCCGUCACGUUGCUGAUCUUCUCCGUCUACACAUAUGGACAGAGGAAAAAGUACUCAAAGUUUAAAAAAGACUCCAAGCAAAAUGUUAUUUAUAAACCAGCUGCCGUUGAAAAAGACAUAGAUCAAACCUCUGUUACUGUAUCAUAAACCACAUAUUUAUUCAGAAACUUGUUUUGUCUUGUUUGUCUUCAGAGUGAGACUUUGGAAUAAAUUGUUUGCAAAUUAGUAGAAAUUGCUGCAUACACUUUUGGUCCACUUUUUGUUUGCCCUUGUGUGUAUGUGUCUGAAUUUUAAGUACAUACUUUUUUUUUUUUUUCAUUUUGCUGUUUUUUUCCAUUGUAUUGAGGAAAUUAAUCAUAACAUAUUAUUCAUCCACCUACAAGAUGUAUAAUGGUUCUCUAACAGUAUCUGAGCAGAACCUAGUUUACAUAUAGACUGUCAAACCACAGCCAUUCAUUUAUAUAUUACCCAGAUAGUGACCACUGCCUCUCUCUCUCCAGUCAUCUGACACUAGACUUCAGAAACUAUAUUUUAGUCUUGACAUACAAUUUCAAAAUUGUAAGCGUAUAAUGAGUUUGUGAAGCCGUGUUGUUUUCAGUCCGUGUCUCUCAGAACAGACUGUUCUUUACUGCAUGUAUGUAUCAAACACGGUCCAGAACACUAAACAUUCACACGAGGAUUCCUGUCAGCACCCGCAAUGUUUAAGACCAUUAAACUUUGAAUCUGGAAAAUCCAUGAGUUAACUUGUGUUAUAUAUAAGUCAUGACAGGUCAUGUAAGAGGUGUGUAUUUCAACACAGUUCUGUUGAAGACUGACUGUGAAGCAUGCAAUCCAAUGCAUUUGGCAGGUCAGGGGGUCAGUUCUCACAUUUCAGUAAGAUAUUUACUAAAGGGCAGAGGUCACAUGACUGAGAGCCUAAAAGCCACAAAUACCGGUAACACUUUGUACAUUAACGCGAGUUAAUGCAAUAGCUAAC